UCUUUUUCUUUCGCGCGGGAACAUGGGAGGAAGGCAGAAGGAGCCCCAAAGUUUCCCGCGUUUCAUCGCCCCAAACCAGCCUCCCGCCUCCGAAAUCUGAAUCCAGCCAGUGUCGCCGCCGCACCCACACCACCGGUGCGCGCCCCUUUCCCACCGCUCGAGCACGAUGUCAUCGACGAGGGAUCUAGCCAUAGCCUCUAUCUCAGCUGCGGCCGGCGCCGUUGCUGCCGCCGCAGCGCUGCGCUUCCUGUCUUGCUGCAGGACAUCCUCCGUCAGGCCCCAGAACCUGUCCCUCGCCGCCAACGGGUCCGCCUCCGAGCGACCGCUGGGCCAGUCCCCCUUCAAUCCCGCCAAGAGGGAAGGGUAUAUCUCCUGGGACGACUACUUCAUGGCGAUCGCCUUCCUUUCGGCUGAGCGAUCCAAGGAUCCUAACAGGCAGGUUGGAGCAUGCUUGGUUAGCCAAGAGGGAAUAAUCCUAGGAAUUGGCUACAACGGCUUCCCUAGAGGUUGUUCUGAUGACAAACUUCCUUGGGCAAAGAAAUCUGCAAAUGGAGAUCCACUAGAGACAAAAUUUCCCUAUGUUGUUCAUGCUGAAGUUAAUGCAAUUCUAAAUACAAACCAUGCCUCAGCGGCUGGACAGAAAUUAUAUGUCACCAUGUUCCCAUGCAAUGAAUGCGCCAAAAUUAUCAUUCAGUCAGGCGUAUCUGAGGUCAUCUAUUUUGUCGAGAAAAGGAUCGACAACUCAGCUCAUGUCUAUGUCGCCUCUCACAAGUUGUUAUCGAUGGCUGGUGUCAAGGUCAGGAAGCAUCAGCCCCAGAUGACGCAAAUACCGAUCAAGUUCCAGGAGCCAUGAAGCCGGUACUCGUGAACGAAAAAAUGGUGCAAUGAUCGUGUCAAAUGUGACAAGUGACCCUGCCAGCCUCAGCGUUCUCAGCUGGCAUGCAGUGUCAGGGUCAGACCACUUCCUUGCUCUUCAGGGAGCUGUUGUAACUUGUAAAAUCAUAAGCUUUGGAUUCGUACCGGUAAUGUAUAGGCAUUUCAAAAUUCCUUUCUGAUACCAGACACUCCUGUCAUGUCGUGGGGCCGUUGUGGUGCCCUAUGGUUAGAAGAUCAUCCCCUGCUCUUCAUCAA
This is a messenger RNA of Panicum hallii, 1131 nucleotides long. RefSeq names its product deoxycytidylate deaminase. NCBI's taxonomy places the organism in Eukaryota, Viridiplantae, Streptophyta, Magnoliopsida, Poales, Poaceae. Gene Ontology annotation, molecular function: zinc ion binding; hydrolase activity. Bases 167 to 853 code for a protein of 228 amino acids. The transcript is spliced from 9 exons. The record is from RefSeq and is a predicted model, not a curated record.